AUGAGAAUACCUACUUCCAUCCACUUGGCUCUUUUUAUGGCCUCGGUCGCCACCGCAGCCGACUCUACAUGUGCUAUUGACUGCUUCCAAGGCCUCAUCACGAAUGGCCCUCCUGCAGGGUGCAAAGAGGCCACGAACUAUCUCUGCUUCUGUACAAUGCCUACGCUGCAGGACAACUUUGUUCAAUGCGCCGACAAGACUUGCGCCGAUAAGAAGGAUGAGGCUAUGACUUGGGCAAAUGAGCUUUGCUCGAAACUUGGAAAGCCUAUUGAUCUCGGAGGCUCUGGUGGAUCUCCCAAGACUGAUGAGACUACAGCUGUCGAUGCACGAACUACCAGCGCCAGUGGUGAGGUGAACCCAACCACCGAAGCUGGAAAGACGACAGAUGCGGUUCCGACCACUACUACAGAGGCCAAGACAGAAUCUAAGGUUGAGGAGACCUCAAGCGACAACACAGCUGAGGUCACUUCUGAGUCAUCAGCUGUUGAAACAACCGCAACCUCGAUCAAGACGACAGUCAGCAAGCCAAAAGGAACGACCGACGCAUCGGGCAGUGCAGCUGAAGCUACGGCUGAUCAGACAAGCGAUGACUCUGUUGUCACGAUUACCGGGACUGCCGAUACCGCUACUGCAGCGCCGUCUCCGACCGACGGUUCCAACGUCGCCAAUUAUGCAGGCCCUACCUUUUACGCUGCCGUUGGUGUUGCAGCCGCGCUUUGGCAAUUACUGUAA
Molecule: messenger RNA, 732 nt
Organism: Fusarium tjaetaba
Lineage: Eukaryota; Fungi; Ascomycota; Sordariomycetes; Hypocreales; Nectriaceae
Exons: 3
Coding region: 1-732 (243 amino acids)
Source: RefSeq, a predicted model, not a curated record